UAAUGACUAAAACUACUUUUAUGAAAAUGAAGUCAUUUCUUUGCAAUAACCAUCUCAGUUUAGAACUGACGAAAAGAAUGGUCAAGUGCUAUGUUUGGUCUGUACUUUUGUAUAGGGCAGAAGUGUGGACGCUAAAAGUAUCGAUCAUGAACAAAAUGGAAGCAUUGGAAAUGUGGGUUCAUAGACGAAUGCUAAAGAUACCUGGGACAGCAAGAAAAACUAAUGAAAAAGUACUAAGGAACGUCAACAAAGAUAGAGAACUGCUAAAGACUGUUAAACAUCAAAAAAUGUCUUAUCUGGGAUAUAUAUUAAAAGGAAGUCGAUAUAAAAUUUUUAACUGAUCCUUAAAGGCAAAAUAGAGGGCCGUAGAGGUGUAGGUAGAAAACAAGUUUCUUGGUUAAAAAACAUUCGUGAAUGGACUCAGAUACCAAAUUGCAGAAGAUUAAGAAGCCUUCGCAAUGGUGAUCGCCAACGUUGGAUAA
Messenger RNA from Diabrotica balteata, 482 nucleotides. The record is from the annotation of a GenBank genome assembly. Lineage: Eukaryota; Metazoa; Arthropoda; Insecta; Coleoptera; Chrysomelidae.